GUAUUUCUUGGUGGAUUUUUAUGCACCAACAGCAACUGUUGAAAGCAUGAUGGAACACUUGUCUCGAGACAUUGAUGUGAUUAGACCAAAUAUUGUAAAACACCCUCUGGCCCAGGAAGUGAAAGAUUUUUUAUGUGUGUUUUAUUCCUUUCUCUCCCACAGAACACGAUUUAAUGCUUUCCGAGAAGUAAAACCAGUGGAACUUCCUAACUGUAAUUUAGUUAAAGGAAUAGAAAAUGGCUCUGAAGACUUAGAGAUACUGCCUAAUGGACUGGCUUUCAUUAGCUCUGGAUUAAAAUAUCCUGGAAUAAAGAGCUUUGCACCUGAUAAGCCUGGAAAAAUAUUUCUGAUGGAUCUGAACGAAGAAGAUCCAACAGUGUUGGAAUUGGGGAUCACUGGAAGUGAAUUUGAUUUAUCUUCAUUUAACCCUCAUGGGAUUAGCACAUUCAUAGAUGAAGAUAAUGCUGUGUACCUGCUGGUGGUGAGCCAUCCAGAUUUCAAGUCCACAGUGGAGUUGUUUAAAUUUCAAGAAGAGGAAAAAUCACUUCUGCAUCUGAAAACCAUCAAACACAAACUUCUGCCUAAUUUGAAUGAUAUUGUUGCUAUUGGACCUGAACACUUUUAUGCUACAAAUGAUCACUAUUUUGUUGACCCCUACCUACGAUUCUGGGAGACAUAUUUGGGUUUAGCAUGGUCAUAUGUCGUUUACUACAGUCCAAAUGAAGUUCGAGUGGUGGCAGAAGGAUUUGAUUUUGCUAAUGGAAUCAGCAUGUCACCCGAUGGCAAGUAUGUCUAUAUAGCUGAAUUGCUGGCUCAUAAGAUCCAUGUGUAUGAAAAGCAUGCUAAUUGGACUUUAACUCCAUUGAAGUCCCUCGACGUUGACACACUUGUGGAUAACAUAUCCGUGGAUCCAGUGACAGGGGACCUUUGGGUUGGAUGCCAUCCCAAUGGCGUGAAAAUCUUCUCCUAUGACCCGGAGAAUCCUCCCGCAUCAGAGGUGCUUCGAAUCCAGAACAUUCUAACAGAAGAACCCAAAGUAACAGUGGUUUAUGCAGAAAAUGGCACAGUGUUGCAAGGCAGUACAGUUGCCUCUGUUUACAAAGGGCAACUGCUGAUUGGCACCGUGUUCCAUAAAGCUCUUUACUGUAGGCUCUAACAGGCUGAUUCGCACCCAUGCCAUGGAUACUGUGAGUCCCUCAUUUCAACUGCUUGCCACAGUCUAAGGGGACUCAGUUAUCUCAGCUAAACAAUGAAUGUUGACCCUAAAUUUGGAUAUCAUGAAGCAUGAAGGUGCAGUUUAACUGGGAGCAGAUAUGAUGUGUAAGGCUUUUUUAGAUGAUAUCCAAUCGAUCUUGCAAUACUUAAAACCCUUAUAUACUAAUAAAAGUCUUUUGCAUUACAAUGGCUAAAUUUAUGUCAUUUGUCAGGUCCUAAUCAUUUAACUGUAUAAUGCCGAAAGUACUUCCCCGACAUGUGUUCCCUGAAAGCACAGGAGUAUAUUGCCGCCUUGUUGUGUCUUGUUGGGAAAACAGGAGAGCAGGACAAGCUCAUGUGUGGUCAGAACUCGCUCAGGAACUCCUGCCCCCCUGCUGGCAAACUGGAUGCACACUAAAGUCACCUCUCAACUCCAGGCAC
Messenger RNA from Galeopterus variegatus (Sunda flying lemur), 1635 nucleotides. RefSeq names its product paraoxonase 1 (gene PON1). Gene Ontology annotation, cellular component: extracellular region. The annotation marks the transcript as partial. The transcript has 9 exons. Lineage: Eukaryota; Metazoa; Chordata; Mammalia; Dermoptera; Cynocephalidae. Gene Ontology annotation, molecular function: aryldialkylphosphatase activity; arylesterase activity. The record is from RefSeq and is a predicted model, not a curated record.